GUAGCUAGUCUAUCAAUUUGAUAGAUAUGGUUCUAUUCAAGACUGAAUGGCGUAAAGUUUUCUAGAAAUUUAAUAACAUUCGGCUUAAUUUCAAUAAAAUGUGUAAUCAGUGAUAAUGUUUAUAUAAACAUGUAUUAUGUUCUAUUGCACAUAUUCAUUUUUAAUAGGAAUAAGAACGAUUUUUACUUGUCUGUCAGCCAUAGCAACUCGACAACCUAACUAGUAACUAGCUUUUUCCUUUGUGAAUUUCAAACCAGGUUAAAGUUAAUAUGUACCUAUAUUCUACUUUCUGAUGUGAUAUUUAGUUUCGUGUAGUCAUUAUGAUUGUCGGUAAAUGAUUAUGGUGGUGAUUAAAAGCGUAUAUUAUGAUAUAUUUGCAUCGUAACCUCAAUCAAGCGGAAGUGAUUGAAACCCGCUGAUUCAAACUGUAUUCAUAUGUUUGCUUACUUUUAAGUGAAUAAAUUAAAGUGAUAAUACUGGUAUAAUGGUGGAGAUAGGUGCUCCUCAGCAAUCUGCAGACGAUAGUUUAGAAAACGCCGAAUGGUAUUGGGGUGAUAUUACCAGAGAUGAAGCCAAUGAAAAACUGAAAGACACAAGUGAUGGUACCUUCUUGGUCCGCAAUGCUUCCAAUAAAGACAAUGGUUACACAUUAACUGUAAGAAAGGGAGGUACCAAUAAGUUAAUAAAAAUUUAUAAUCAAGAUGGCCGCUAUGGAUUCUGUGAACCUUUUGAAUUCAAUUCAAUUGUCGAUCUUAUUAGAUUUUAUACGGAAUAUUCACUGGAGCAUUGUAAUAGUAGCCUGGACAUCAAACUCAUGUACCCAUUGUCAAGGCAUCAAGAAAAUGAUGGAGGUGAAAACAUCAGUGAUGAAACUUUAGAGACGCGCUACAAAAAUAUCCAUAAAGAAUUUGUAUUGAAAACGAGAGACUAUGAUGAAAGAUCAGACAAAUAUAUGAGACUCAGAGAAGAAGUGAAAUUUAAAAGACAAGCGUUAGAUGCUUUCAAAGAAACGGUGAAAGUAUGCGAGGACCAUCUCAAACUGCAAGAGAAGAUGCAAUCAGAAGCUCAACCGCAUGAAAAGAAUGAUCUUAUCGAAAACAAUAGACAGCUUAUAUCAAAAGUGAACAGCUUUAAACAAGCCAGGGCUCAGCUUCACAACAUACUUAGAGAAACAGUUGAAUCUAAUUUACUAUUGGAAAGAGAAAUAACCAAACUGAAAUCAGAAAUCAUAAAUUUGUACAAAAUAAAAGAUCGCUACAAAAAGUUAUUACAAAGACGGGGAAAAACAGAAGAAUAUUUGCAGGCCCUAGAAGAAGACAAUAUACAUAAGUUAGAAAAACUAUACGCCCACAGAGAAAUGGUAACUUGGAUGGUGGAAAAUUGUACCAGGGAUAUGGCGGAGAAACUACUGAAAGGAAAGCCUCAAGGAACAUUUCUUAUUCGACCAAAUUCUACGGGACAACUGGCACUCUCCAUAUGUUGUAACAAUAUGGUCUACCAUUGUAUAAUUUUCAAGACUGAAAGAGGUUACGGUUUUGCAGAACCUUAUAAUAUUCAUAAAACAUUAAAUGAACUUGUACUACAUUAUGCUGCAAACUCAUUAGACGAACACAAUGAACAAUUGCGAACCUCACUGAAAUAUCCUGUGAAUGCACACUUAGUAAAAAAACCGGAUAAGGAAAUGCAUCAUGAAUCCCACCUUCAGCCAUAUCAUCGCAAACAAAGAAAACAAAGACAGCCUCUGCCGUAAUAUAGCCAUAUCAAAAUGUUGGCCUAAUUCUUUCCUAGUCGGCAUAUGAAUGACAAGACUAGAGUAAUUGAUUCUAAAGUCAAUUUGAUGGAAGCCAUGGAGACAAUGAUGUAGAAGCUUUGGUAAGCUCUCAAAAGCAUAGCUUAGAAGGGCUAUGAGUUUUGAUUGCAAUGUAUUUUGGUCUCGCAUUAUAAUAUUAAACUUUAUCGUCUUCUGAUACAUGUGAUAUAUUUUAUUCAUAUUAUAGUUUAAUAAAAUUUGCUUCAAAGUCAGAUCAACGACAGUAUAUUGAUUUUGCACUCAUUAUUGUUUGUUUUUUAAUUUAAAAGAAAAUAUGAGUAUGGUUCAAAUGUACAAAGUGGUUUUAGUAAUAGAGUAAGUAUUGAUUUGUCAGUGACAUAAUCAUUCAGUGCUAAUUUAUUUAUAAAAUCUCAAUGUACAAUGUAUACUUUGUGAGUGAUAAUAAUUUUUUUUUUUUUAAACACUUAAAAAUUGUAUUAAAUAGAUUUAUAUCAAGUGAAAAUUAUUUGUAUGCAUAUUUGUAAUAACUGCUGUAGUUGUUUUACAGUAAAAAAAAAAGUAGUAGAUGAUAUAUAUUUAACUCUUACAGUAAAAAAAAAUCUAACUCGGUAAAUUAACAUAUAUAUAAAUAUAUAUAAUGUAGUGGGCAAAUCGUUGCUUUCCGACAAAUUCAUAUCUUAAACUCGUUUUAUAUCUAUAUUCUUAUUUUAUUCUUCCUCAAAAUGUAUAAAAAUUACUUAACUUUGUGAUAUAUAUUUAUAGAGUAGACAUUAACAACCAAAUAUUAAGGUAAACCGAAUUUGCCUUUUACAAUGAAAUCUUGUAACACAGAUUAUGUUAUAAAUUAAUAUAUAUGUAAUUACUAAUUAACAUAACUUAUUUGAUACAUUUUUUUAUAUAGAAAUACCUUUUUUUAAAAAUAAUUCCGUAUUUUCUAAACAUGUUCUCUACUCAAAUAUGCAGUUUAAAGUUAAUAUUGAUUUAUAGUGUUUUAUAUAUAUUAAUAUUCAUUGUUUUUAUAUAAACACUGAGAAAUAUUGCUUUAACUCGUAAUACAUAGAAUUAAUCUUAAGUUAAUGAUUAUUUAAGUGAGAUUAUUGAAUUAAAGUUAUUUUUGUAUUUACUUCGAUAGGUAUUAUUAGAUUUUGUAUGUAUAGUAGGUGUUGUUAUACUACUUUUACUUCAUAAAUAUCAAAUAUGUAUCAGGUUGAUAUUAAAUAGUAGUAAAUAAUGAAUAAUUAUGAUCUCAAUGAUAAAUUAGCAAACAAAAUGGGAUGCCAAUAAAUACUUUAACAUUUUAUAGAAUAAAAAAAAUAUUGUCAUAAUAUCGUGUUUAAUUAUGAAUUAAUUUUAAAAUGACAUGAAAACCUUUUAGAACAUCACCACUUUUGUAACAUUGUAACUUCAAGUGUCGAAUAAAAUUAUUACAAUAA
Messenger RNA from Danaus plexippus (monarch butterfly), 3204 nucleotides. Its product is annotated as phosphatidylinositol 3-kinase regulatory subunit gamma-like. NCBI's taxonomy places the organism in Eukaryota, Metazoa, Arthropoda, Insecta, Lepidoptera, Nymphalidae. Gene Ontology annotation, biological process: phosphatidylinositol phosphate biosynthetic process; insulin receptor signaling pathway. Gene Ontology annotation, cellular component: phosphatidylinositol 3-kinase complex. The record is from RefSeq and is a predicted model, not a curated record. Bases 485 to 1750 code for a protein of 421 amino acids. The transcript has 4 exons. Gene Ontology annotation, molecular function: 1-phosphatidylinositol-3-kinase regulator activity.